Messenger RNA from Prunus persica (peach), 804 nucleotides. Its product is annotated as probable LRR receptor-like serine/threonine-protein kinase At4g20940. The transcript has 2 exons. NCBI's taxonomy places the organism in Eukaryota, Viridiplantae, Streptophyta, Magnoliopsida, Rosales, Rosaceae. Bases 1 to 804 code for a protein of 267 amino acids. The record is from RefSeq and is a predicted model, not a curated record. Gene Ontology annotation, molecular function: protein binding.
AUGGCUACAUCCUAUUGGCUUCCCACUGUUAAUAUGCUCCCUUCACUUGUUGAAUUGCAUUUGCCCUCUUGUAGACUUACCAUGCUUCCUCUCACUCUUCCUUCCAUCAAUUUCACAUCCCUUUUAGUUCUUGAUCUCUCUAAGAAUAAAUUCACCUCCACAAUACCUCCUUGGUUGUUCAAUCUCACUGAACUAGAGAUGUUGGAUUUGACAAAUAACAAUUUGACAGGAAAACUACUUGAUUCUUUGGGAUAUCUUAAAAGCUUGAGAUACCUCGACUUGUCGUAUAACUCAUUUCAGGGUUCAAUCCCAAAAUCGAUUGGAAAUUUAACAUCUUUGGAGGAGUUUGACCUUGCAUGGAAUCAAAUGAGUGGGAUCAUCCUAGAAAGUCUUGGGGAGUUCUCAUCACUGGUUUCACUUGAUAUCUAUGGCAACACAUGGGAAGGUGCCAUUACAGAACCUCAUUUUGCGAAACUUGGAGGCCUGAGAAGAAGCAUGGUUUCUGUAACAUUUUUGAAUCAUCUGAACCUGUCAUACAAUAACUUGUCCGGAAAAAUUCCAACGGGUAACCAGUUUCAGACCUUUGUUGACCCGUCAAUUUAUGAGGGCAAUGCCAGUCUUAGCAGGUGUCCAUUACCAAUUGGUUGCCAAGACAAUAAAGAAGCACCUCAAAUUCCAAGUGGAGAUGGAGGAGAGGAUGAUGAUAGUAAACUUGAAAAGCUACAGUUCAUCAUCAGCAUGGUGAUAGGUUUCUGUGCAGGAUUCUGGGGAGUUUUUAGGACUUUUGCCAUGAAGAGGUUUUGA